Messenger RNA from Epithele typhae, 777 nucleotides. RefSeq names its product ribonuclease H-like domain-containing protein. The record is from RefSeq and is a predicted model, not a curated record. Gene Ontology annotation, molecular function: 3'-5'-RNA exonuclease activity; nucleic acid binding. The transcript has 6 exons. Bases 1 to 777 code for a protein of 258 amino acids. Gene Ontology annotation, biological process: exonucleolytic trimming to generate mature 3'-end of 5.8S rRNA from tricistronic rRNA transcript (SSU-rRNA, 5.8S rRNA, LSU-rRNA). Lineage: Eukaryota; Fungi; Basidiomycota; Agaricomycetes; Polyporales; Epitheliaceae.
AUGGGCAAGCGCGCCAAGCAGCCGUACGACGCCUUCCUCGUCCUCGACGUCGAGGCCACCUGCAUCCAGGGCGCAGGCUUCGACUACCCGAAUGAGAUCAUCGAGUGGCCCGUCUGUCUCCUUCGUUGGACCGACAAGACCAACAAGGGCAAAGCACGCACCCUCGAGGUCGUGGACGAGUUUCGCAGCUUUGUCCGCCCCACAUGGCGUCCCCAGCUCUCCUCCUUCUGCCAUGCCCUAACGGGCAUCACCCAGGAGCAAGUGGACGCUGCCCCCACCUUCCCAGACGUCCUCCAGUCCUUCCGCAAGUUCCUCGAGAAACACAAGCUCAUCGACGCCACCGGUCAGCGGAUAUCGCACUUCUGCUUCUGCACCGAUGGCCCGUAUGAUAUCCGAGAUUUCGUGGUGAAGCAAUGCUUCAUGUCCAGGAUAACGAUACCCCCGUGGCUCACCUGGGAUAUCAUGGACGUACGAAGAGUGGUGGGCGAGUGGCAAGACUCUGUCACAGCAUCCACCGCCGCACCCCGCCCGAACGGCGUGAUCUCGCGACCAAGACGAAUGACUUUUUCUCUGCAGCGCCAACUGCACGCGCUCGGACUCGCGCCUUUCGAAGGCCGCCAGCACAGUGGUAUCGACGACACACGUAACAUCAGCCGCCUGGUAGUUGAGCUGGCCAGGCGAGGCUGGAAGCUCGAGUCCAACACGUCCAUCAGCCCCAACCGCCGCUGGCCGUGGAUGGGCAAGCGGGGCAAGGUGCUCGAGGAGUAUUAUUCCUAG